This is a messenger RNA of Meriones unguiculatus (Mongolian gerbil), 3066 nucleotides long. It is a transcript of the gene Errfi1, whose product is annotated as ERBB receptor feedback inhibitor 1. Gene Ontology annotation, cellular component: extrinsic component of cytoplasmic side of plasma membrane. Gene Ontology annotation, biological process: regulation of keratinocyte differentiation; negative regulation of epidermal growth factor receptor signaling pathway. NCBI's taxonomy places the organism in Eukaryota, Metazoa, Chordata, Mammalia, Rodentia, Muridae. The transcript is spliced from 4 exons. Bases 298 to 1680 code for a protein of 460 amino acids. The record is from RefSeq and is a predicted model, not a curated record.
UGCGGCCGAGUGCGGGGCAGGAGCGCGAGCCGAGGGGAGCGCGAGCGAGCGAGCGGGCGGGCGAGGAGCGCGCCGGGAAGCCUGCGAGGGAGCAGAGCGGAGGGAGAAGGAGGGCGACGGAGCCGCGAGGCGCCUGCGCGAUGUUCGGGCCGCUGAGCCCGCGGCGCUGAGCCGGCCGGGACGGACAUGCGCGGGAGGGCGCCGCGGGGCCCCGCUCCCCUGGGGGAAUGAAAGCUACUGGUUGACUUAAAAACCUCUGGGCUUCACAAAUUUGAAGACAUCCCAGAGCCAGGCACAAUGUCAACAGCAGGAGUUGCUGCUCAGGAUGUCCGAGUCCCAUUAAAAACUGGAUUUCUACAUAACGGCCAGGCCUUGGGGAAUAUGAAGACCUGCUGGGGCAGUCGCAGCGAGUUUGAAAAUAACUUUUUAAAUCUUGACCCAAUAACCAUGGCCUACAAUCUGAAGUCCCCUGCCCAGGAGCACCUGACCACUGUUGGAUGCGCUUCGCGGUCUGCUCCCGCACGUGGCCACUUCUUUGCAGAAUGUGCUCCAUCUCCAAAGUCAAGCCUGCCCCCACUGGUUAUCUCACCAAGUGAAAGCUCAGGACAGUGCGAAGAGGAUCAAGUUGUAUGUGGUUUUAAGAAACUCUCAGUGAAUGGGGUCUGCGCUUCCACGCCUCCGCUUACACCCAUAAAAAGCUGCCCUUCCCCCUUCCCCUGUGCAGCGCUGAGUGAUCGGGGCUCUCGGCCACUCCCACCAUUGCCCAUCUCUGAAGACCUAUCUCUGGAUGAAGCCGACUGUGAGGUAGAAUUUCUGACCAGCUCAGACACAGACUUCCUCUUAGAAGACUGUGCACCUUCUGAUUUCAAAUACGCUGUUCCUGGCAGGCGAAGCUUCCGGGGGUGCGGACAGAUCAACUAUGCAUAUUUUGACACCCCAACUGUUUCUGUGGCAGAUCUCAGCUGUGCGUCUGACCAGAACAGAGUUGUUCCAGAUCCAAAUCCUCCUCCACUUCAAAGCCAUCGCAGAUUAAGGAGGUCUCACUCAGGUCCAGCUGGGUCAUUCAACAAGCCAGCCAUCCGGAUAUCCAGCUACACACACAGAGCUUCUCCCAGCUCAGAUGAAGACAAGCCUGAGGUCCCUCCCAGGGUUCCUAUACCUCCUAGGCCGGCAAAGGCAGACUACAGAAGGUGGUCAGCGGAAGUGACCUCGAACACAUACAGUGAUGAAGACAGGCCGCCCAAAGUCCCGCCGCGAGAGCCAUUGUCGCGGAGCAACUCCCGCACCCCAAGUCCGAAAAGCCUUCCAUCUUACCUCAAUGGGGUCAUGCCCCCGACGCAGAGCUUUGCCCCUGACCCCAAGUAUGUCAGCAGCAAGGCCCUGCAGAGACAGAGCAGCGAAGGGUCUGCCAACAAGGUUCCUUGUAUCCUGCCCAUUAUUGAAAAUGGGAAGAAAGUUAGUUCAACGCAUUAUUACCUACUACCUGAGAGACCACCGUAUCUAGACAAAUAUGAAAAGUAUUUUAGGGAAGCAGAAGAAACAAACCCAAGCACUCAGAUCCAGCCAUUGCCUGCUGCCUGUGGUAUGGCCUCCGCCACAGAAAAGCUGGCCUCCAGAAUGAAAGUGGAUGUGGGUAGUCACGUGAAGCGCAAACACUUAUCCUAUGUGGUCUCUCCGUAAACGUGGGGGUCGUGGUUCAACAGAAGUUAUAUGGAGUGGGUGGCUCCUAGUUUUCCAAUUUGAAGUUCACAGAACAACGUCAGGUUGCAAACUGAAGUUGGCGGACUCUGCCUUAAUGAGAAAGGCUGAGAGCAGUUAUGAGGUGCUGUUACGCUGGGAGUUCCUGGUUUAUCAUGUAGGAGAAAAAAGUCUAAUUGAAAGAUGUGCUAGAGGGGAGGGAAGAAUGGGGAAACUUUUACAUUGGACUACAUUAUAUGCCUAUGUAUAAGCGUGCGGUGUAACCGUAGACCAUAGCUGCAGGGUAACCAGUUAGUCACUGUCUUAGAGCAGCAUGUACUCAGAAUAACUAAAAACAAGCUGGAGGAACAGCUCCUCAUAGUGUGAAAAUGGAGCAAAUGGAAGAAGCAGAAUUGUCCGACCAAGUUAUAAAUGUGUUAAGUUUAAAGAUUCCUGGCAUUCGGGCUGCUCUAGAGUUUGUUUUCUCCCCUCCACCCACUAGCAGUCUUCUCCAUACAGGACGGGCGUGUUCUUCUCCAGGCCUGUACCGUCUUGUUGAAAUCAUUCUGUGGCCCAGUACUUCCAGCUCUGGGGUUUUGUCUUAUUGAGGAGAAGGAUAGCAGUUGCUGGACCAUGUUAUCACCUAUGUGUGUCUCACAUCGUAAAUCGAAGAAUUAGUGUAGAACUGUCCCAUACUAUCUGCUUUUCCCAUCCACUGAACUGGCCAGUUGUAGCAAGAGGCUUUCGAGAGAAUACGAUGGAGUUGUACUGGCCCUCCGUGUUUGGGAUGCAAGUUUCACAGAUUAACGCAGCGAUUCGCUAUGUGAUUGAGAUUUACUGUGUAGGGGUGUAUGGUAUGUUUUUGGUUUUUUGGUUUUGUUUUUUAGACUUAAUAAACAAGUACAACACAAGCUGGUCUUGUGUUGCUGGUUCCUAUUCAGUAUUUUCUGGGGAUUGUUUGCUUUUUCAGUGAAACACUUCUGACCAAUAGCACAGAAUGUCUUAAUGCCAGAGGUCACUGCAGCAUCUUCCUGCUUCACUGCCCUGAGAUUCCGUGAGACACGUAGCCGUGUUCAGUUCUUUACGUCCUCUGAUGUGUUUGUCUUGUGUAGAUGAGCACAGAGAGAAGGUGCUCGCUGAGAGGACACUGCUGCGGCGUCCCAACAAGCUGUUCAGUUUAAACUGCUGAAUGACAUUAUUUGAGCUAUUUAAAGCUUACUGUAUUCUAGUAUGAACUAAAUGAAGGUUAAAACAUGCUUUAGAAAAAUGCACUGAUCUCCGCACUGUGUACAGUAUUGGACAAAGGAUUUAUUCAUUUUGUUGCAUUAUUUUGAAUAUUGUCUUUUCAUUUUAAUAAAGUUAUAUACUUAUUUAUGACACCAUUAAGAA